This is a messenger RNA of Protopterus annectens (West African lungfish), 2418 nucleotides long. It is a transcript of the gene ENTREP1, whose product is annotated as family with sequence similarity 189 member A2. The transcript is spliced from 11 exons. Lineage: Eukaryota; Metazoa; Chordata; Ceratodontiformes; Protopteridae. The record is from RefSeq and is a predicted model, not a curated record. Gene Ontology annotation, cellular component: membrane. Bases 266 to 1969 code for a protein of 567 amino acids.
UUUUAAAACUUCAGGCUGAGCAGAGUGAAAACAACGGACAAGCUUAGCAGUGGAAACAGUUAGAUUAAAAGUUGACAAGAAAAUCAUGGUUGGAAAAUUACGUUUUUGUUCCUGUCCUGUUCUGCUGCCUACUGCUUUGGUAUGACUGGUUGAUGACUGAUGACCUGAACAUUUUGUUGCUUUAUUUCCCUGACUAUAAGUGUCUCACAGAUACACAUUCAGUUAUAUUUUAGCAGAUUGCUCAUCAGCUUCCUGUUCCCUUUACAUGUCUCUGCCGGUGGUACUCCCAGGCUCCUGUUGUCCUGUUGCUGGACUUUCAAUGACUUCUCAACACACUGACCUGUCUUCUAGGUCACGUCUUCGAUGUUUGCUAGCACCUGCUGCUCGCCCUGUACCUGCAUCGAUUUCAUCAUCCAGAACUAGUACUGCACUCCUACCAGGUAGACCAUUGCUUUCCCUUGGUUUUCUUCAGCUGGUACUUGGCUGCUCCAUGCUGGCUUUGAGUUUUGGGGCACUCUCCCUUAGUGGCUCUCCACAGGUCAGGAACUCAUGUCCUUUUUGGGCUGGAUCAUCGGUAAUCCUGUCAGGAAUAAUUGGUUUAACAACCUGGAGAAAACCUGCACUGCUUUUGGUAAACCUGUUUAUUUUGUUGUCAGUGGUGUGUGUACUUCUCAAUUUGGCGGGAUUUGUCCUGUGCUGUCAGGGUGCCCAGUUGGUCUCCAGUAUACCAGGCUGCCAAGUGGUCGGGCAUGAUGAAGGCAAGCUUUGUCUCUGCUGUGAGGACUUUUCAGUCUCCAAUUGCACAGGAAAGGACAAUGUCCUAAAACUUUAUCUAAGGCAUUCUUGCAGUUCUUCACAUUUCUUACUGAAGUCCUCCUUUCUCCAGAAAGUCCUGUUUGCUCUGUGCGCUCUGAAUGCCCUGACUACCACAGUGUGCCUCAUGGCUGCUGCCCUGCGAUACUUACAAAUAUUUGCAACGAGAAGACCCAGUACAGAUGAAGGUCGUGUUACUACUGUCGAGGCAGAAGAUCAAGGUCAUAUUCCAGACCCUGAUGAUUUUGUUCCUCCUGCUCCCCCACCAUCAUAUUUCUCAACAUUUUACUCGUAUAGCCCCAGACUAAACCGCAGGUUACUUGGCAGUGAUGUAAUUCCUCUACCUCACAUCUAUGGAACAAGAAUUAAAGGUAUUGAGGUAUUUUGUCCCAUGGAACCUCCUCCACCUUAUGAAGCUGUUGCAGGUCAAUUAAAUACAGAACAGAAUGGAGCACCUCGGGUUACUGAUCUGACAGAGCUUGAUGAGACCAGAGGAGAACCAGCAGCGUCAUCUGAAGGUAGAGAAUCCCCUCUUUCCCAUCUCAGACUGUGUUUUGGACAUCCUGAAAAUGCAGACACUUCAAAACCAAAAAAUAAAGCACCUUUUCGAAGGCUAAAAAAAUCAAAAAGCGAACCCAUACUUCGGAACCUUGUAGCACGAGCCCCCUUACUGAGCUGUGAAGCUGCAACCCAGACUGAAUGGAAACAUGAACUGGGUACUGUCACCCUGCGCAGAGGAGGAAAGGCAAGAGCUGGCAGAUCAAGACCCAGAUCUCUGAUUGAUUACAAGUCAUACAGAGACACAAAGCUAAUUGUUGCGAGGUUCCUAGAGCAGUCUUCCUGCAGCCUGGCCCCUGAUGUGAAAGAACUUGUGGAAAAUAUCAAGACUGUCCUGAAAUCUGAUGAGGAGCAUAUGAAUGAAGCCGUUUUCAGUGCUAAUGUCUUGGAGCAGGUGAUGACAAGUUCACAGCCACGCACAUCAAAGGCCCACACAUUGCCAUUUAGAAAGCAUCCUGGACUAUUGCACCUAGAAAGUUGUGGAGAUCUGAGCACAUUUACAAAAGACGAAUGUCGUCGAGUAGAAAGACGGGAACAAAGAACACAGCAUGAACGACCUCACAGUCUAAUUGAAGUUGUGCAAGAAACUGUCCUUUAAAUAUAUAUAUAUAUAUAUAUAUAUAUAUAUAUAUAUAUAUAUAUAUAUAUAUAUAAUGUAAUGUCACACUGGCUGAUAAUGAAGAAAAAACAGGAGUCAUUGAAAGAGGUGUACCAGAACAUUACAGCAAAAUGGUCUAUCCUUAUGCAGCAUGUCAUUUUGUGCCACCAGUAUAUAUAAGUUUCAGAGAGGAAAUAACAUCCUCUAACUUGAGAAUGUGCCAUAAUGUAAAAGGUAGCACUUUUCUUACAGAACAGAAGAAAAGGGUCAGAGUAUAUGUAAUUCUAUUCCUCAUACAUAUACCUCAUGUGAAUUUUAACACCAGUGAACCUUCAAUGUAUAACAAGGAAUUAAGAAACUGUGUGUAUAUAUUUACUGUACAUAUAUCCGUGUGCCGAUGUGUAUAUAUGUAUGAAAGAUAAGAAUAAAAUGCAUAUAUCUAUAUUUAA